AUGCAGCAUUCGCAGCUUGCUCCGCUCCCAAACGAUGUGCCGUUUCGCAUCGUGUCCAAGACCAUCGGCCAAGGUGCCUAUGCCUGCAUCAAGAAAGCGUGCCCACUCGAUUCAGAUAACCCUGUCUUCGCAGUCAAGUAUAUUCAUAAAGAUUACGCCGCCCGCCACGGGAAAAUCAGCGCAAGACAGCUACAGUUGGAGGUGACGGUACACAAACAUGUCUCUGGCCAUGGCAAUAUCAUCAACUUCUACCAAACAGGCGAAGACAGCGUGUGGCGUUGGAUCGCGAUGGAGUUGGCUGAAGGCGGGGAUCUCUUCGAUAAGAUCGAGGCGGACGAGGGUGUGGGUGAGGACAUUGCCCACGUCUAUUUCUCCCAACUCGUCAGUGCUGUGAGCUUCAUGCACUCCAAAGGCGUGGGGCACCGCGAUAUCAAGCCUGAGAAUAUGUUGCUGACCGGAGAUGGCAACCUGAAGAUUGCGGACUUCGGUCUGGCCGCGCUGUUCGAGUACAAGGGCACGCGCAAGCUAUCUACCACGUUCUGUGGGAGUCCGCCGUACAUCGCGCCUGAGGUCAUUACGAGCAGCACUCGAGGCCAGAACAAGGGAUCUGGAUAUCAUCCCGAUCUGGUUGAUAUUUGGUCUUGUGGGAUUGUGCUAUUCGUUCUCUUGGCAGGCAAUACGCCUUGGGAUAGUCCCACGGACGAUAGCUUCGAGUAUCACGAAUAUGUGGCGACAAAUUCACGAACAACAGAUGAGCUUUGGCAGAAGUUACCACCGGCCACUUUAUCACUGCUGCGUGGCAUGCUGACAGUUGAUCCCAAGAGUCGGUUCUCGCUGGAGGAUGUACGGAGACAUCCUUGGUAUACACGCGCCAACAAGUUCCUGUCCGCUGAUGGCAAGUUGAGAGAUCCCAUCAAUCUUGCUACUUCCAUGUUUGAGUCACUUCAUAUCGAUUUCAGCCAGGAUCCUCUUUCCCAAUCGCGGAAGGGAGCUAGUCGAAGCUUUGACCAGAUGGAUAUGGAUAUUGAUGACAGCGCAAAUGCAGGAGGGUUCUCCUCAACACAGCCGGAGAUGCUGGGUGGUGGAAUGUUGAUGGACUGGGACAACCCACAGGAACCAGACGUCUUCUCUUCAACCCAGCCUACCGGGAAACAAUUUGCCUCGCAAGAUGCAGUUAUGGCAGGCCAUCUCGAGGACGAGCCGUCCAUGUCACAGUUCUCACAGCAGCCUUCAGUGCCAGUGAGCCGUACCCAGAACGCACAGAAGUUCCAGGAUAUUGUUCCCUCGCGCCCAAUGACCCGGUUUUACUCCGCGUGGGAGCUCAAGCUUCUCGUGCCUCUCAUUUGUGAGGCACUUCAUCGACUCGGAGUUCCCGUUCCGAGUGUCCCUGCUGUUAUUGCCGGAGAUAGUUCUGCCAUGAUCCGGGUGAUUGCCAAGGAUGGUCGGAUGUGUCCGUUGCAGGGUAAGGUACUCAUCGAAUGUGUUUCAGAGGGCGUAUUCGAGGUUGAGUUCAUCAAAAUCAAAGGCGAUCCGCUAGAAUGGCGACGUUUCUUUAAAAAGGUGGCCAUUCUCUGCAAAGAGGCUGUCUUCCGACCAGAUGAGUAA
Penicillium antarcticum is the source of this 1605-nucleotide messenger RNA. RefSeq lists its product as uncharacterized. Gene Ontology annotation, cellular component: site of double-strand break; nucleus; cytoplasm. The record is from RefSeq and is a predicted model, not a curated record. The transcript is spliced from 2 exons. Bases 1 to 1605 code for a protein of 534 amino acids. Lineage: Eukaryota; Fungi; Ascomycota; Eurotiomycetes; Eurotiales; Aspergillaceae. Gene Ontology annotation, molecular function: protein kinase activity; ATP binding. Gene Ontology annotation, biological process: protein phosphorylation; mitotic G2 DNA damage checkpoint signaling.